AUGGCCGUGCCCGCAGAACAGCGCAAGAAGAUCCUCAAGGUUUUGAUGACUUCCUUGUUACUAGACCUGAUAUCGUUCACGUUCAUCCUCCCCCUCUUCCCUUCCCUACUAUCGUUCUACCGCGAGCGUGAUCCCUCCCCAUCCUCCCCUCUAAACACAGUCUUCCACUACCUGAACGCCUACAAGAAUGCUUUCGCCAAACCCAUCGAUUCUCGUUACGACAUCGUCCUUCUAGGCGGCGCCCUUGGCUCCCUGUUUUCACUUCUGCAAGCCAUUGCCGCCCCCGUGAUCGGCCGGCUCUCUGACAAGCAUGGCCGCCGCAAGGCAUUGCUAGCAUCAAUGCUCGGAAACACACUCAGCGUUGCGCUGUGGGUUGCUGCAACCGAUUUCCGAACGUUCCUUGCGAGUCGCAUCGUGGGAGGGCUGAGUGAAGGCAAUGUGCAACUUGCGCAUGCGAUCGCGACGGAUAUCAGUGAGCCAAGUCAACGCGGGUCGACGAUGGCGCUGGUCGGCGCGUGCUUCAGUAUCGCGUUCACGUUUGGACCUGCCCUAGGCGCGUACCUGUCCGGGAUUAUGACUGUUAAGGCGAAUCCGUUUGCGACGGCAGCGGGGGUCAGCCUGGGGCUUAUUCUGCUUGAAACUGUUUACAUCUACGCUUGUUUGCCAGAGACACAUCCGCAGAUUACAGGGAGCUCCUCGACUUCGGCCCCUACCUUGAAUGAGGACUCGAAGAAGACGAAGGAGGCGCCCAAGGCGAAAAGCUCGACAUAUCAAUACAGUAACAACCCCACCACCCUUAACAUCCUACACCUGCUCUUCCUCCUCCCCUUCUCUGGUAUGGAAUUCUCUCUACCCUUCCUGACGGCAACAUUCUACACGAAUUCCACCGCUUCUCCUGCCGCAUUGAACGGUCGUCUCCUGUCAACAAUGGGUCUCAUCGCUUCACUCCUCCAAGGCACAGUCGUGCGCAGGCUCCCGCCUCUCCUCGUUGUUCGAAUCGGCGUUGCGAGCGCAACAAUCUCCUUCUUUCUGCUGUCACGGGUCACAUCAAUAGCUGGUCUCUAUACAGCUGCUACUUUCCUUGCCGUGACAAGUGCGUCAGUUGUGACAGGAUUGAAUGCGCUCGGGUCACUGGAAGCUAGGGAGGAGGAGAGGGGCGUUGUUUUGGGACGGCUGAGGAGCUGGGGACAGGUCGGACGCGCGGCGGGACCAGUGCUGUUUUGUACUCUGUUUUGGUGGGUUGGAAGGGAGGUUGCGUAUUUGACUGGCAGUGUGGUUAUGGCUGGGGUUUGUAUGGGUGUGUUUUUAGGGUUGAGGGCACCGGCUGUUCCUCCUGCUGCUGGUGAAGGAAAACCGGUACGAUGACUCUAUUGCAUAUACCAAGGCUUAUUGUUCUGUGAGCCUGGGCUAGGUAUGUACGAUAUAUGUCCUAUGCUGUUGUAUAUGGUAUACAUAGUCUCUGAUUAGAGCAAUGUUACUGCUGCUGCUGGACAGUGGCUGUUGUACGUGA
Molecule: messenger RNA, 1510 nt
Organism: Aspergillus nidulans FGSC A4
Lineage: Eukaryota; Fungi; Ascomycota; Eurotiomycetes; Eurotiales; Aspergillaceae
Product: putative tetracycline transporter
Exons: 2
Coding region: 1-1365 (454 amino acids)
Biological process (GO): transmembrane transport
Cellular component (GO): membrane
Molecular function (GO): transmembrane transporter activity
Source: RefSeq, a predicted model, not a curated record